AUGACCGAAUCGUGCUGCUCCCCUUGCUGCCAGCCUACGUGCUGCAGGACCACCUGCUGCAGGACCACCUGCUGCCAGCCCAGCUGCUGCGGGUGCGGCGGUGGCUGUGGACAAGGCGGCUGCGGGUCCAGCUGCUGUGGGUCCUGCUGCUGCCAGCCUUGCUGCUGCUGCCAGCCUUGCUGCUGCCGCCCAACUUGCUGCCAGACCACCUGCUGCAGGACCACCUGCUGCCGGCCCAGCUGCUGCGGCUGUGGACAAGGCGGCUGCGGGACCACCUGCUGCCGGCCCAGCUGCUGUGUGUCCAGCUGCUGUCAGCCCAGCUGCUGUGGGUCCAGCGGCUGCGGACAAACUUGCUGUGGCUCCAGCUGCUGUCAGCCAGCCUGCUGUACCCCUGUGUACUGCAGGAGGACCUGCUACCACCCCACCUGUUGCUGCUUGCCUGGAUGCCUCGCCCAGGGCUGUGGAUCCAGCUGCUGCUAG
Messenger RNA from Neogale vison (American mink), 480 nucleotides. Its product is annotated as keratin-associated protein 9-6-like. NCBI's taxonomy places the organism in Eukaryota, Metazoa, Chordata, Mammalia, Carnivora, Mustelidae. The transcript has 2 exons. The record is from RefSeq and is a predicted model, not a curated record. Gene Ontology annotation, cellular component: keratin filament. The coding region runs from base 1 to 480 and encodes 159 amino acids.